UUCCCUGUUUUGUGCAUGCUGCCACCGGCAGGGUAAACAUGAGUCAGAAACCGGCUCCUUGGGGCUGUAACAUUAGAUGAUACACCUCUUGGGUCAUUACCCAGUAAACCAAUGCCCUUCUUUGGGCUGGGCCCUCUGAAAGGUGUUGCUGCUGCCUGUGUAGCUGAAAGAGCGCUCACAAGGAACGAGACGGUUUGGGCUGUCGGGACCUUUCUCAACCAGGAAGGAAUUUGACAUUCAUUAGAAAUAAACUCUGGAAGAUUCUAGAAGCUCUGGAAGUCAAGUCAGCCUGUGAAGGACCAGCAUGGGAAUCCUGUACUCUGAGCCCAUCUGCCAGGCAGCCUAUCAGAAUGACUUUGGUCAAGUGUGGCGGUGGGUGAAGGAGGACAACGGCUAUGUCAAUGUUCAAGAUGGCUUUAAUGGAGACACUCCCCUGAUCUGUGCUUGCAGACGUGGGCACACAAGAAUUGUGUCCUUCCUCUUAAAAAGAAAUGCCGAUGUGAACCUCAGAAAUCAGAAAGAGAGAACCUGCUUGCAUUAUGCGGUGAAGAAAAGGUUUACCUUUUUUGAUUAUCUGCUCAUCAUCCUCCUGAUGCCUGUUCUGCUGAUUGGGUACUUCCUCAUGGUGUCAAAGACUAAGCAGAACGAGGCCCUGGUACGGAUGCUACUUGAUGCUGGUGUUGACGUUAACGCUACUGAUUGUUACGGCUGCACUGCAUUGCAUUAUGCCUGCGAAAUGAAAAACCAGACUCUUAUCCCUCUGCUCCUGGGAGCCCAUGCAGACCCCACAAUAAAGAAUAAGCACGGUGAGAGCUCAUUGGACAUUGCACGGAGAUUAAAAUUUUCCCAGAUUGAAUUCAUGCUAAGGAAAGCAUCAUGAUGAUCCGUGUGAACUCAAGAACGGGUCAUAGGCAGAGCUGAAGAACUGGAUUCUAUCUCCACCUUGGACUGUUGGUCUCUGAGCUUCCCCACCUGGACACCGCAGUUUUUUAGGAAUGAUGAUGGUUGCCAUGGUUGUCUUCGAAGAGCCUUUUACUUAUUGUGUGGUUUGCUCACUGGAGGUCACCACGGCCAUAGUAUUUCUAGAGGAGACAUCAAACUUGUCGGAAUCUCCAUGCAGUCGAAAAGCAGAUGUUUCAAAGUCGGUCACUUCUAAAGAAGAGGUUCAGAGUUACCUGAGAGACCCUGCCUUCUUCUGGCUUUAUCACAUUAUCAAGGACUGUCUCUGCCACACCUUAGCAGGCAAGCUGUCCUUCAAGAGGAAGAGUCAAAGUGUGUACAUUUGUGUAGAAGCAUGUAUGUUUGUGACUUCAGUGACUCACAUGUAAAUAUUCUUUGCUGGAACAACUUCAAUAAAAAUGUCUCUCAGAUGUUA
Molecule: messenger RNA, 1375 nt
Organism: Ochotona curzoniae (black-lipped pika)
Lineage: Eukaryota; Metazoa; Chordata; Mammalia; Lagomorpha; Ochotonidae
Gene: ANKRD22
Product: ankyrin repeat domain 22
Exons: 6
Coding region: 305-880 (191 amino acids)
Molecular function (GO): protein binding
Source: RefSeq, a predicted model, not a curated record